Messenger RNA from Corythoichthys intestinalis (scribbled pipefish), 6824 nucleotides. RefSeq lists its product as uncharacterized. The record is from RefSeq and is a predicted model, not a curated record. NCBI's taxonomy places the organism in Eukaryota, Metazoa, Chordata, Actinopteri, Syngnathiformes, Syngnathidae. The transcript is spliced from 8 exons. Bases 691 to 2358 code for a protein of 555 amino acids.
ACUCAUAUGGUCAAUCUUCAACUUUCCUUUUUUCCUCCCUAUAAUUCCCACCUUUCCCUAUCGCCCUUCCCUUCCUAUCUCCCAUCUCCUCUGCUCAUUCUCUUUCCCAGCCUGCCCGAACUUGCAAAAGAGAGAGAGGGAGCAAAGAUAAAGAGGCGGCUGAAAAGCACCUACAGUUCAGUCAUUGAAAGCAAGGAGCGCACAGGACAAAAAAAAGAGGAGAAAAAUCCGAUUGCCCUCCUUUUGGAUGAUAUUUUAACUUAUCAGCUUCCCAGGAAUAUAUCAGAAGAGGAAACAUUUUAAUUAAAGGCUAACCCCAUUUUUUCUUUUUUUCCUGGAAUGACUUUGGAACACAAUUUCCUCUCCAAUAUCCAGAAAAGAUAGAUAUAGAGUCUAAGAUUUUUUUUUGUGCAUGUAGUUUUCUAAAGAAAAAAACCCCCUAAAUAUCUUGAAUUCACUAACAGAGGGCAAAUAACUAAAAGACAACAGGGAUACGGAGAAAAGGAGAUGCAGGUGUAUUCUAACUAAGUCAAAUUCCCAAAUUAUUACUUUUAUAAUAAACACCAAAUAUUUUUUAAAGGUAAAAAAAAAAGUGAGAAAAGGAUGACAUAAGAGAACAAAUAAGCACGACAGAAAAUAACCUGGAAAAAAAAAAAAAAAAAAAAUCACCAGAAGAAGUUGACUAGGACAAUGAAAAAUUUUUUCCUCAUCUUCCUACUCCACUUGGUGGCGGCGGCGUUGGUGGUGAAAAGUGUGCCUCAGGUGCAGCUCGAGCGCUGGGUGCGCUCAGGUCUUCAGACGCUCCAGUGGGAGCGGCUGGACCGCUGCCUCCGUGCCUCCCCUCGCUCUGACAGCGAGUGCCGGCGGUUUGCCCACCUCCCUCCUUCUGUUGUGGCUGUCUACACCUCUGAACCGCGCACCGCCACUGCAGGUACCUCCGACAAAGUUUUGGCUAUCCUACCAGAUUCUUACUCCUCCAGUGGGUUGAUCAGCUCCAAAUUUCGGAGUGCUUUCAGCAUUGGCUCAAUGGUGAAUGGAAGAGAGAGGCGUCACAGGUACCAACUGCCUUUGCCUGGCUCUAUGACACACGAUGCAGUGCUGGUGCUGGACCCGAGUCCCGGUGAGAACUUUGGACACCCGAUUGCUCUUUUCUAUGUGGAUCUCAACGUGACAAAAAAGAGAUGCUCUCAUCUGGAUGGCAUUUACCUGGGAGAUGAAUGCUUGACUCAGGCCUUGAAAGGUCGUUGUCAGAAUCAGAUGAAGCGGUGGCAGGCUGCGCCCGAGAGGCUAAUGGGUCACGGGCACAGCUGGCUGGUAGGGGGACUUCGACGUGGCGGGACAUUUAGCAGUUCAGUCAGUGAACGGCUCUGUGAGGUCCACUUUCUCCCCUUGGUGGUUGGAGUCGGAGACAACAACCGGACCCAGAGACUCAGAUGUGUAGAUCACAAAGACUUUUCCAGGUGUCCUCAAUUGGUACCCAUGGGGUCCCCCAGUUUGCCCAUCUCCAGCUGUGAGCUGAACAAAAACACAAGACGUUGUCACCAACAGCCACUGGCCACUCACCUUUCCUGUCGCCUUUACCAGACAUGUGACCACGCAGUACUUAUAUCUGGGGGCUGGCGGCAACAGAUGACAUUCCAGCGACAUGUGCAUAAUCUCCAGAAGUUUUACAGAAUGCUGCGGAUCAAUGGCUUUCACAAAGACCACAUCAAAACCUUCUUUGCCAGCAGUGGGCACAUUCCUGAGGAGCUAGACGGUGCCUACUCAGCUACAGAAAAAACAACAAUCCGUAACCAUGUGUCAUACGUCUGCAGGAAGCAGCACUGUGCAGAUUCUCUAGUGCUGUACCUAAACUCACCCACACGAAAUGAUGGCACCAUGCUUCUCUGGGAUGCUAACCUCAAUGGCAUUGCUGAUCUGAAGGAGCGUUACUCUGUCAACGAGCUGUUGACCGAUCUGGCCGGCUGUAGGGCAACUCGCGUUUUGUUAUUCGUGGAUCAGACUUACAGCGGUGUUCUGUCCAAAAGAUUGAGAGGCUCGCAGAAACAUCUCAAUGUAGUUCUGAUCCAGAGACAAAAAAUGUCACUUCAAAACUACCAGACCCAGAUGGGCAACGGUUGGGAGGACAAUAGCUGGGCUCACAUCGGUCCAUCAACCUGCUUGCUGGACCACCUGGAGAAGAGUACUGGAGCUUCCCAUGUUUUGGACCAGUGGGCCGGCCUCUUAAACAUCACCCUUGCAGGAGCUCCAUGCAAUGUCACACCACCAUUAACGGAGAUCGAGAUGCGGCGGUGGUACCAGGGAUGCCAAAACCUGCCCACUGCACUCUGGCACAGGAAGUACCGAAGAAUCAACUAAGAGAAGGGACAGAUACCCUAAGAGACUGAUUAGACUCCAACAGCGAGAGAGAGAGGAUGAAAGACCUCACAUGUGCACAAAAAUACAUAUUAGAUUUAUUCCAUGCACGUGUAGACAGACAGUAGCUGAAAUGUGUGUAUGUUUAGUGUGUGAAUGGUGUGUAUGUGUGUUUUCUGCCCUUACGCUGAACUCGGACUGUAACCAUGGCUAUGACAGCUCAUCCCAAGGGGUCGUCCCGAACGCCAUUUGUGUUGAUAUGUGUAUAUGUAGGUUCAACAAAAGGACAGCCACUUAGGUCAGCGUGUAUGCAUGUCUGCGUGUGCACAUGUGUCUUGAGCAUUUUACAACCAAUCAUUUGUCUCUUAUGUUUGUCCAUUUCUUCUUUUAUUUUAUUCUUGUAUUUAUCCAUCCAUCCCUCAGCACUCACUCUUGUACUCGGCCUUUUGUUGUUGUUUCAAAUUGAUUAAUGUUCCCAUUAACGUGCAUUGUUAUCAGAAACUGACAUUGUAAGAAAUCUGUGGAUCCAAGGGAUUCUAUUUCUCCAACACAGAUGUAGCCCCAAAUUAUUGGACUACACAGGUGUGCUUAGGCGCAAAACGCAGUGCACCUGGAUUUUGAUGUCGGCGCUAACUUCACAGAUCAGGUUUUUUGAUUUGACAGACUGCUCUUUUCCAAGCUAGGCAUAGACAAGCCUGGCGCAAUUAACAAUUUGGUGGAUUGAAGUCACUCUUCUUGCCACCUCUUGAAAUACGGUUUAAAUUCUGGCACGAGGUAGCACAAUUUUCGUGCAACAGAGAUCGAAUUGAUGGAAGACGGAUACUUGAGCUACCGUGGAUGUUUGGUGUAUACUGUACUGAAUAUGUGAGCAGUGUGCAUUGAACCCUCUGCAUCAGCCCAUCCCUCCUCCUGCAGCCCAGCAAAAGGGCCAUCGUCACCCCCACGGGAUCCAGGGUGGUCCCCUGGGCCACCCGCGCACCCAUCAACUGGGCUUCAGGGAUGGGAAGAGGAGGAUGUACCACUAACCAGAACCACACCAGCUGAACUGCCGGACCCGUGCUGGCACAACUCCAAGGACCCGGGAUGGCGAAAAAACGACAACCCGGCCAAAAGGCCAAACUCCGCGCGUUCACCUUAGUCUUAACCCCUUGUACUGACUCAAGUUGACAAUUUAUUCCAGGUCGGCACCAAUCAUACAGAACAGAGAGACCCAGGCGAGGAGGCAAGCUGGCUCCAGGGUCACCAUAUCACAAGUCAACAAAAGGUUCCUGAGAAAAAUGACAACGAUUAGUUAAACAUUGUCUUUUAAAGGCUCUGGUGAAGCGGGCUGUGGUCCGGAAGAAGGAUGUGUUCGGGAGUUGUUUAGGAUUAUUUUCUGUUUGUGGAUUGGUCAGAAGGAUUUGGGCGUUACUGUUGUCAGGGCAAUGAGAGUUAAGGGUUUUGCCAUCUUCAACGCUUCUCGGUCUCGGGUUUUUUCCUAUUAGAUGUUCCUUGUGGCAAGACAAGAUGUGCCGCCAUUUGUUCUUUUUUUUUUUUUUUUUGCCAUUUUGAAAGUUGGAAAAAGGCUUCAGAACACAUGUUGACAAUUUAUUCAAGUCGCCAGCGAUCAAACGGCAAGGCAAAACAGCAACAAACCCAGGCGAGGAGGCAGACUCGUUCCAGGUUCACCAUAUCACAAGUCAACAAAAUGAUCCCAAGAAAAAUGAUGAUUAGUUAAACAUUCAGUGUUUUUGAAGGCUGUCAGGGGGUGGGGGGCUUUGGGCAGGAAGAAGGGUGUGUUUGGGUCUUCUUCUUUUACAGAUUUGGGAGAUCAAGUUCAUGUUUCACCGUUGCUGAGUCAUGGUUAAUGAGGCAAUUGAGGUGGGAGGGAUGGUGCACCUUACCCUCUGAGCUAUCAAACUUCUGUUUGAGUUCUGUUUGUUAUCGGGUGUUGUGAUAGUACAGGACGUCCCGCCAUUUGUUCUGGACUGUCCUGAAGAGCUUAUUGCGGCAUUUGGUGUUGCAAAUGAGGGUUGUAGAUGUCUUGCUGAUCACCUGGUAGUCAGCGUCAAUCUUGCUCAGUCAGCUGCAUGACGCACGUGUUGGGCUUCCAUUGUCAGAAGGAGUCAUGUAUGUCUUAUGCCCUAUGUCAAAUAUAUUCUGCUUGUUUUCCUGAUACUAUGAUAUAAAGGGUAUUUAUUUUAUAUUGGGUAUGUCAGACAAAUACAAACAGUCAAACAGUAAAUACGAAAAAAGAUACUAUUCAUUCAAAGCGCAAGGUAGUACGUUGGGUGUCAAAUUCGCCUCUUGUAGGACUUUUCGCUGGUGGAGCACAUUUUGGCAGAACACAGUUUUUUUUUUCCUACUCUCGUCUUGUCUCAUCCCGUCUUUCCUGUUCAUUUUGCUUGCUGUCAUGCUCAAUAAUGUCUCAGGUUCAAAUUGAAAGGGUUGAACAGGCAACAUGUUUAUAUCGCUAGAGUCAUACUCUGGAAGCCCGGCAGUGUAACCACGUGACGUUACCGCCCUGCGAGGUCAACAACAAUGGCCACCUACUAGUUAAACUAAUUUUACAAAUUGUAUAAAAACGAAAACAUCAAGAGGGGUUUCAAUAUCAAAUUAUUUUAACUCAGAAUACAGUGGUAUGAAAAAGUAUCUGAACGUUUUGGAAUUUCUCACAUUUCUACAUUAAAAUCGACAUCAAAUGUGAUCUGAUCUUUGUCAAAACCACACAGAUAAAUAAAACAGUGUCUGCUUUAACUAAAACCACCCAAACAUUUAUAGGUUUUCAUAUUUUAAUGAGGAUAGUAUGCAAACAAUGGCAGGGGAAAAAUAAGUCAGUGAACCAUCACAUUUUAUAUUUUGUGCUCCCCCAUCCCCCCUCCCCUUUGGCAGCAAUAACUUCAACCAGACACUUUUAGUCGCUGCAGAUCAGUCUGGCACAUCGAUCAGGACUAAUCUUGGCCCAUUCCUCUCUACAAAACGGCUGUAGUUCAGUCAGAUUCCUGGGAUUUCUGGCAUGAAUCGUUGUCUUUAGGUCAUGCUACAGCAUCUCAAUGGGGUUUAAGUCUGGACUUUGACUUGGCGACUCCAGAACGUGUAUUUUGUUCUUCUGAAACCAUUCUGAAGUUGAUUUACUUCUGUGUUGGGAUCAUUGUCUUGUAGCAUCCAUCCUCUUUUUAGCUUCAACUGUCUGACAGAGAGCCUCAGGUUUUUCUCCAAAACAUCCUGAUUAACUUUUAAAUUCAUUCUUCCAUUAAUGAUUGCGAGUUGUCCAGGCCCUGAAGUAGCAAAACAGCCCCAAAUCAUGAUGCUCCCUCCACCAUGCUUCACAGUGGGGAUGAGGCGUUGAUGUUGGUAGCUGUUCCAUUUUUCCUCCACACAUGACGUUGUGUGUUACUCCCAAACAAUUAAACUUUGGUUUAAUCAGUCCACAAAAUAUUUAUCCAAAACUUCUGUGGAUUGAUGAACAUCCAGACUUUUAGUGAUGGGUUUGUAUCCUUUCACAGGUUUAUACAAAUCAGCAAUCCUCGAUCGCAAGUUUUCAGAGAGCUCUUUUUGUUAAAGCAGACACCAUUUUUUCAUCUGUGUGAUUUUGACAAAGAUCAGAUCACAUUUGAUGGUGAUUUUAUGCAGAAAUGUGAGAAAUUUCAAAAGGUUCAGACACUUUUUCAUACCACUGUAACAAUUAUCUUUUAAGAACUACAAGUCUUUCUAUCCCUGGAUCCAUCUAAUACAUAGAGCUUUCUUUUCUUGUCCUGAAUAAAGGAAGACAAGGGAGUGAUGCUAAGGACAUGGAAGGAGAAGACAAGAUUGGCCUGCAAUGAUCAUGAUUAAGAUAUGAAGAACUGAGACUGCCCUCACUGCUACACCGGCUGGCCAUGGCUUUUUAAUAAGGGCACUGCUUCUGUGCGCGGUUAUGCGCGCAUGAAUGCUGAAUCUCUUGAACUGGUGCACAUACUCUAGUAGGAACUCAUCACACGUAAUGUUUUUGUUUUUUUUAACCUUUUAAUCCAUUUGUCCUGUACAUGUCAACUUUUCGGUUUUAACUCACCACAUACACUUCAUGGACAAUAGAAAAUGAGACACAUUCCACUUUAGAAAGCGUGAAAAGUGAAUGGGAAUCGGGUAAUUCUCACCAAACUACUAUUCCAAGCAUAUCUUGACAUGACUUUUUGUUCUGGUAACAGAGAUGGACCUUCCCCAAAUGAUUCCCCUAUUGCUAAUUUAACUUAUUAAGAAAUACUGUAUGUAUGUAUAUGAAUCCUUCUGUCAACAUAUGACAAUUGUUUUGUGUUGACACUUGUUUACAUAUUGUAGAAGAUGGAGGAAAACGUGUGAACUGAUGAAUAUGACUAGCUAUCAGUAUUGUGUACGAAAAGUAGCUGUACGUACAUAUACCCAAGUUUGUGUACAUAUUAUGAAAUGAAAAUUAAGCAGAAAUGUUUCUAAUGGUAUGCACUAUUUCACAAAAUUGACUCAAUAAAGAUGCU